AUGGAGUCCAAUGACGAUGUCCCGCCGCUCGUUGAACGUGCUCCGGAAUUCGUCUUUGUUAGUGAGCAGGACCAGAGCAGCGUCCGCAGCCAUGCCAUGCGCGAGCACUGGAAGCAACGGCACCACUCCCGGGAGCUCAAGAGGCGAAAGUCGCUGUCGCAGGUUCACCGGCCGCUGCGUCCAAACACGGGCCACAAAAGCUCUGGAUCGAUCUCGGCAACGAGUCGAACAUCGCAUUCCUCAUCAGCCUCGCCGACCAAGCCCUCUACUCCACCAAAGGCAGGCGCGGCAUCCAAGGACGCACAAAUCUCGGCAUCCGGCAUCCUGGGAGGGCUAUUCUCAGCAUUGGGUAGUGGCGUGAUGCUGAACGGUGGCGGUAUCCCUGCGCAGCUGCUCGAGGGCGUCAAUCGCGCGCUCGCGUGCAGCCAGCUUGACCCUUUUGACGCUUUUCCAGUUCGAUUGACUUCGGAGCACCAUAAACUUCUCCAUCAUUGGCUGAGCAAAUAUGCGGCAAUGAUGUUUGAAGACUUGCCGUCAUCUACAUUCAACCCAAUGCGCGACGUCUGGUUCCCUUUGGAUUUAUCAAAUGCAGCCUCUUUCAACGCCGUCAUGGCCCAUUCCGCAGCUCAUCUCGCACAUGUACAAGGCAUCCGCGACUCUGAAGAGGCUCUCAAGUUCAAAAUGGAAGCGGUACGCAUAGUGACCCUGUGGAUGAGCGACUCAGAGCGCGCUCUUAGCGAUGAUGCUUUCGCGGCAGUUCUACGGUUGUUGACAUAUGAGAGAUAUUGGGGCACUGAAACGGAAUGGAAGAUUCAUCGAUACGGAUUAUCAAAAAUGGUGGCCGCUCGUGGUGGCAUCACCGCCCUGGAAGGGAACUGGAGACUGGAGCUGGCUAUCUUUCUCGUCCUACUCAUGUCAAAGCCAACUUGGUUCGAUACCACCAACCACAUAUGGGAGCUUUCAAAAACAGACGCGAGCGAACCCGAGCACCCAAUACUGGGGCACGCUGAAAAUGUCUUGAAAGUUCGCAGUCUGUGGUUGAUAUCAUUCAUUCAAGAUUUACGCACUUUCAUGGACACUCCAUCAGCACGUUUGACGCAGUAUCCUAGCAUACAAGCCGCAAUGGCGAUUCUUGUCGCCGAUUUCCGACAAUCUGCGCAAAAUGCGCCACUCCGAAGCAACGAUGUUUUCACUACGCACGAAUUCUCACGUGUCGCUUGCAUAUUCUUUAUCUGCGUGCUCCUACAGUCUGUCUCGCAGCCAUCGACCCCGUCCCCGGGCGGUUGGGACUCGAUGUUCAGCGACGCCGCUGAAAGUGCGGACAGUCUCCUCAUUAUUGACACUCUUUUGUCAGAGUCGAGCAACAUAUGGCAAACGGCCGGGCCAGAGGCACUAUACGGCACGCUAUUCCAUGGCGUCUACGACUUGCCGGACAAGGCGAAGAAGAUGGAAUACGUCCUGAACCUAACCAGUGUUCUUGGCCAGACGAGCAGCGAAGCUCGACGCGGCGUCUCCAAGUGCCUACUGCAUAUUCUGUACCCAAACCAAGCAAACCCGAGUAUGGUAUAUCGUGGGGACAACUGGACGCCCGAUUCCCUGCUUUCGUCGAUUCAUGGUCUCUAG
This is a messenger RNA of Akanthomyces muscarius, 1623 nucleotides long. RefSeq lists its product as uncharacterized. The transcript has 4 exons. The coding region runs from base 1 to 1623 and encodes 540 amino acids. The record is from RefSeq and is a predicted model, not a curated record. Lineage: Eukaryota; Fungi; Ascomycota; Sordariomycetes; Hypocreales; Cordycipitaceae.